GGUAAAGCAAAAAGAAAGAACAUUUAUUCUAAAUUAUCAACUAUCAAUUCUUUAUGUUGUUUGUUGUAGUUUUGGUAUUAAAAGCAGGUUUUGGUUUAAAGGCGGGAGUUCAAAAAGCUCACAAAAAUGUAAAAUUCGCAAUUAGAUGUCGAAUAAAUAACAUUUGUUUUAUACAGUCUACAAAAUGAUUGAGCUUUUCGUUUUAGAAUGAAAAAAGCAACUAUGAAAACAAUGCCGUCGUUUUCGAAAUUGAGUAGAACUUUACACCAGACGAGCACUUUUCAGAUCAUACUAUGCAUUAUUUUAUUCCAUUCUUUUGCAUCUAUUUUAAUUAUUUAUAUACAUCUGUCGUGGUUCUUCUCAGAAGAAAAGAAACCAUGGAAAAAGCAAGAUGACACUGUAUCUAAAAAAGAUUUGAUUUUAUGGAACAUACAUUCCAGUCUUAAUCUGCUUUCUAGUAAAAUUAUAUCUAGUGAUGAGUUAUCUCUUACUGGCUGGUGGAUGGAUCAUGCUAGAUGGGAUACUGAUAUAAGAUGCUCAUACCAAAGAUGGAAGUUAUGCUCUAGAGGGUUUAGCAGCUCCUGUAAAGCUGAUGGCACUCGUGCAAUAUAUCAGUAUAUUGUGUUCAAUCAGCAUAUUGAAAUCAAUAAGCUUGAAUUUUCCAUCACUGCUACUGCUGAUCAGUUAGAGCCACAGGUUAUUGGAGCUUCUUUUGGUGCAUUAGCUUUAGUUAAAUUAAAGGAUGGUAGAAUGGAAAAUAUGCAAUUACAGUUUUCUUCAAAUAUUGAGCCUCUAACUUCUAAAACUACUAGUUUUUCGGCUGGCACAUCAUCAAUACACAGUGUUACAGUCAUGCUGAUGUGUUAUGGGUAUUCUGGGAGUAUUCAUUUCACUAAUCCUAUUCUUAUUCCUCGUGUUGCAUCAUAUAACUCAGCUACAAUAUUAUCAAAUCCUUGCUCAAUUAACUCUUCUCCUCCAAAACAUCCAUUAUCUAUUGGCAAACAAGAAGAUAUCUUCAUUCCUAAUGACGAAAGCAUUAAGGAUCAUUAUAAUUUAAUUACUCUUGUUACACAAGUCUCUAUGGAUAGAUUGUCUGCUUUGGAACGUAGUUUACAGUUAUGGAAUGGUCCAGUUUCUUUGGUUAUAUAUAUAAUGAGUAAACAUGCAGAUAAAUCGGAGUAUGAAUGGCAAAGGCUCUAUAUACAGAAAAAAUUGAAAAACAUUAAGCUGUCAACUUCUAGUCAUGUUUCUUUAGUGUUUGGAAACUCGGCCAAUGAUUAUCCUAUUAAUUCUCUUCGAAAUAUUGCAAUGAAGAAUGUUAAAAGCAAAUUUAUGUUUCUUUUGGAUGCAGAUUUUCAACCUUCGCCUGAUUUUCAACAAAAGUUCUCUGCUUCAAUCAAAAGCCAUAGCUUAAAUCUAAAAACAGCUUUUGUAGUACCUGCAUUUCAGUAUAUGGAGCUACCUCAGAGAGGAGACAAUGCUCCCCAAACCAAAGAAGAGCUUUUGCAGUUACUGCAUAGAGAAGAUCCUUUCAUAGCACCAUUUAGAAUUUCUGAAUCCAGUGAUUCCCAUAAAAACACAGAUUACUGGAAAUGGUACAGAGCAGAUAAAUUGUAUUCACUGAGUAUGUUUUGUGAUAAAUAUGAGCCUUAUGUCAUUUUACAGAAAACUGAUGCAAUUCCUUUUUAUGAUGAACGAUUUUCUGGCUAUGGAAUGAAUAAAGUAACACAUAUAACAGAACUUUAUGCUGCCAAUUACACAUUUGUUGUACUUCCGGAUGUUUGGGUUUUACAUUUACCUCAUAAAAUUUCAUCUUAUGCAGUUGGAUUUCUUCAGAACCCUCACCAACGUCUCCUAAACAGAGUUGAAAGAUUUGAAUUCAUUUCUAACAUUAUGAAACAAUACAAAACUGGAAACUGUAAAACACUAUAAGUGUACUUACACAUCAUAUAAUAAACUUUUGCAACUCUUGA
Molecule: messenger RNA, 1973 nt
Organism: Parasteatoda tepidariorum (common house spider)
Lineage: Eukaryota; Metazoa; Arthropoda; Arachnida; Araneae; Theridiidae
Product: xylosyl- and glucuronyltransferase LARGE2
Biological process (GO): protein O-linked glycosylation via mannose
Molecular function (GO): glucuronosyltransferase activity; xylosyltransferase activity
Source: RefSeq, a predicted model, not a curated record